Molecule: messenger RNA, 1377 nt
Organism: Entrophospora candida
Lineage: Eukaryota; Fungi; Glomeromycota; Glomeromycetes; Entrophosporales; Entrophosporaceae
Source: the annotation of a GenBank genome assembly
AUGGAGCCACUAACGAGAGAUUUGUUAGCUUCAUCAGAAUUGUUCAAAUUAUAUCCCGAGAUUAAAAUCUUCGGUUCGUCAAUUGGUAAAAACAAUCAGGCUUUAAUCAAUGAGAUUAAACAUGUACCUCAAAAACAAGAAUCUGAUGAUAAAAACAUUUUAGAUGAAGCUUCAAGCCCACCAACUCAAGAAAAAAGAAAUGAUGAUGAUCCCACAAACAAUAAUCAAAUUCAAGAUAAUCCUGAUGAUUUUAUCAAUGAUGAAUAUGAUGAACUGCUUUCUUCAAGCACUGACGAUACUGGAUUACGAUAUAGAAAAGUUUCAUCUUCAAAUUCUGAAAAUGAAAAUAACAUUUUACUCGAUGGACAAACUCGAUUUGAGAGUUUGAAUACAACUACAAAACCCAGCGCUGCCAAAUCUAUCUUUUCAACAAGAAUACAUGGAACAUGGAUUUUUUUGUUUUGUCUUAUUGGCUUUGUCCUAGCAUCAUUAGUAUACCGAUUGGAUGUACUUCAUGUUGAUGAGAAGAAGUUUCACGUGAAGAUGAAACCUUUUUUGGAAGAAUUCACAAAUUCAACUGCAACUUUAAUGGAUGAAAUGGAUGAAGUUGACUUACCACCAUCUUCAAAAGUUAUGGAUGGGACAGUAUUUUGUCGUCGAUUCGCCAAUAUUGUUGAACACAGUCCAGCAUUUAAGGAUACAGGACAUGAUAUUGCCAUUUUAUUGCGUGAAUUCAGUUUAAAAAUCAUGGAUGCAGGAACGUCACUUGAGGAUAUGUAUAGAAUGGGUGACAUGUUAUUUUGGACACUAGAUAAAAGUAUUUCUGAGAUAAUUUUGAAAUUAAAUCCGAGUUUAUUUGAUAAAAUAUUUGAAAAAGAUGACCAGUCUUUUUUCAAAACAAGAAUUCAAGAUAUGAUUGACGAUGUACAUAAAUUUCAGAAAAAGGUAACCUUGGCAAGAAAAGCAAUAACUGAUGCAGAAAAUUUUCGUGAUAAAGCUGAGAAUAAAGUUAGAGCUGGUAAAAAAGAAGCCGAAAAAUUUGUUAAUAAACAUCCUAGUAUAAAUGAAUACAGAUUUAAAUUAGUUGCCGAAAAUUUGGAAAGAGUCGAUGAAGAUAUCUCAAUCGAUGUCGAAAAUGCAAAAUUUGAAUUAGAAAACGCUGAUAGAAUGUUAAUGUUAUUGGAAAAGUCUGCUGAAGGAUUGGAUAGAAUUAUCAAGAUAUUAAAAAAUUAUACAAGUAAACUAAUGGAUGUUGAUGCACAACUUGAUGGAAUGAGCAGAGUCUCGAAGAGAGAUCUAGACAGGCUUGAAAAAUUAGUUGAGAAUUUGAGAGAAAGUCAUAUAAACUUUAAAAGGAAAGACGAGACUAUUGGUUAG